AUCAUGAGUAGAACCAAAUGGCUGUUUUAUCAAAAAUGAAUGAAAGUUUUGCUGUUGAAGAAGCAGCUUCCGCCGGUUUGAAAUCAAUGGAGAAUUUAAUCCGAUUGGUUUCUCAUGAACCGGUUCAGGCUGAUUGCCGUGAAAUGGCUGAUUUUACGGUUUCGAAGUUCAAAAAGGUGAUUUCAAUUUUGGACCGGACCGGUCAUGCUCGGUUCCGGCGAGGACCGGUUCAGGCUCAGGCUCCGGCUCCGGUUCAGGUUAGAGCUCCGGUUCGUGGUCCGGUUUAUCCUGAUUCGUUUACUUCGUUGUCUCUUGCUCCGUCGUUAAGCUUUGCUACGGCGAAGGAGAGACUUGCUCCGUCGUUAAGCUUUGCUUCGGCGAAGGAGAGACCGGUGGUGCAGGUGCAGACGGCGUUGACGCUUGACUUUUCGAAGCUGAAUGUUAACCGUCCGAUCGGGAAUUCAAGUGCUUUUACUGCUUUUACUGUGAAAUCUAAGGAGGUUUUAAUGGCGGAUCCGACGCCGACGAACUCGUCGUCGUUUAUGUCGACGAUUACCGGCGAAGCAACUGUAUCUAAUGGUAAGCAAGUUUCUUCUUCUAUGUUGUUGCUUCCGCCACAGGCUGUGAAUUUUCCGACCACCGGAAAACGUUGCCGCGAGCAUGAACAAUCUGAUGCUAUCUCCGGCAGCAAAUCCACCGGCUCCGGCAAGUGUCACUGCAAAAAGAGGAAAGCUAAGGAUCGGAAAGUGAUUAGGAUUCCGGCGAUAAGUACGAGGGUGGCUGAUAUACCGGGAGACGAGUUUUCAUGGAGGAAAUACGGGCAAAAGCCGAUCAAGGGUUCAAAAUACCCAAGGGGUUAUUACAAGUGUAGCAGCUUACGUGGAUGUCCAGCAAGGAAACACGUGGAGCGCGCGAUGGACGAUCCAACGAUGCUGAUUGUGACUUAUGAAGAUGAACAUUGUCAUAAUCCAGUUGCUGCGAUGCAUGGGAACAGUUCUCAAAUGGUGAAUUUUGGGUUAAUGGAAAAGAAGUAGGGGGUGAAAUGAAGAUAGAGGAGAGUUGUAGGGUGAUUUUGUAGUUUGGAAUAGUUGGGGGGUUGAAGUUAUAUUUGGGAAAAGUUAUAAGGGUUAAAAGAGUAGAGAGUAGGAAGUUGUGGGAAUUGGUUUGUUAUGUAAAUUUGGAAAGAUUUUAGGGGUUGAAAGAGAAAAAAAAAGAAAAGUUUCGCAA
This is a messenger RNA of Solanum lycopersicum (tomato), 1227 nucleotides long. RefSeq names its product probable WRKY transcription factor 17. NCBI's taxonomy places the organism in Eukaryota, Viridiplantae, Streptophyta, Magnoliopsida, Solanales, Solanaceae. The record is from RefSeq and is marked validated. Gene Ontology annotation, molecular function: sequence-specific DNA binding; DNA-binding transcription factor activity. Gene Ontology annotation, biological process: regulation of DNA-templated transcription.